This is a messenger RNA of Zophobas morio, 876 nucleotides long. RefSeq names its product leucine-rich repeat and immunoglobulin-like domain-containing nogo receptor-interacting protein 3. Bases 1 to 876 code for a protein of 291 amino acids. The record is from RefSeq and is a predicted model, not a curated record. Lineage: Eukaryota; Metazoa; Arthropoda; Insecta; Coleoptera; Tenebrionidae. Gene Ontology annotation, molecular function: protein binding. The transcript has a single exon.
AUGCGUUCUUUACUACUAAACCUGCUAGUCUGCAUUUUUCGUUUUAAAGUUAGUGACCGUGAAAAAAUUACUUUCGUUAAUGUGACAGUUCAGUGGUAUUUUUAUCACGAACUAGAAACAAUAGAACAAGAAACGGUAGCUUCAUUUGACAAUGUUAAGAAAAUAAUCCCUGACGAGGAACCAGUGUCUGUGACCAUCCACGGUAGCAUUCCCAUCUUGUACGAAAAAUCGGUUUUCGAAGUACCCAAUUUGAUCGCUCUGAACCUCAAUGACGUGGGUUUGAAACAAAUCAAACCAGGAGCUUUUGAAAAUUUGCCACAUUUAAAAUGGCUUAGUCUAAGCGGAAAUAAAUUAACAGAAAUUAAAAGUGAUACUUUUGCCGAUCCAAACCUAUCUUACCUAGACUUGUCAUUCAACUCAAUCAUCCUUCUACAACCAGGAGCUUUCAAGAAUUUCAACGCUGACAUCGUGAUACUCGACAACAACAAACUCACUGAACUUCCAAGUGGUGUUUUCAAAAAUGUCACGCUUGGAAUCUUGAGUUUGAACGGCAAUUUUCUUCACACCAUUGCACCAAAAGCUCUGUCUCCAAUUGGACUGACAAGGUUGGAUCUGUCGAAGAACGAAUUGGAAGAAAUCGAUCCAGAUGUUUUUGACAUGCAGAAAUUAAUAUCACUUGAUUUGGAUGAUAAUUCAAUCAAGCUUCUGCGACCUGGUGAUUUGAUAAACUUACCAGAGUUGAGUGAGCUCAGGCUUGCUCAAAACGAGUUGAAAGAAAUCCCAGACGGUGUUUUCAACAAUACCAAGCUCACUUACUUGAAUCUAAACGACAACAAAAUUGUCAAAAUUGCGAGUAAAGCUUUUGAUGGCAUGUAG